This is a messenger RNA of Lingula anatina, 381 nucleotides long. RefSeq names its product UDP-N-acetylglucosamine transferase subunit ALG13. Gene Ontology annotation, molecular function: K63-linked deubiquitinase activity; cysteine-type deubiquitinase activity. Gene Ontology annotation, biological process: protein deubiquitination. The record is from RefSeq and is a predicted model, not a curated record. Lineage: Eukaryota; Metazoa; Brachiopoda; Lingulata; Lingulida; Lingulidae.
UAAAGAUGAAAGCGCAUGUUCUACAUUCAGCAAAGGAAGCUGAUACAAAGACAGAAAUAUAUAUCAGAAAAUGCGGGAAUUAUGAAGACGACCACGAGGGGAGAGCCAUUGGAUAGAUAUUUAGCAGAGCUUGGCUUGUGGAGAAAAAGUAUAGCGAAGGACGGGUUCUCACUCUUCAGAGCUGUUUCUGAACAGUUGUUUCUUUCCCAAGUCUAUCAUGUCCAAGUCAGAGAUGCGUGUGUCAAAUACAUGUCACAGUACCCGGCCAAAUUUGAACAUUUUAUACAAGGGCCAUAUGAGAGUCAUCUACGAGAUUUAAAUCAACCAAAGGAAUGUGCUGGCCAUGCUGAGAUUUGUGCCCUGUCUUUAAUUUACAAGUAA